This is a messenger RNA of Doryrhamphus excisus (bluestripe pipefish), 498 nucleotides long. RefSeq names its product fatty acid-binding protein, liver-type-like. Gene Ontology annotation, molecular function: lipid binding. NCBI's taxonomy places the organism in Eukaryota, Metazoa, Chordata, Actinopteri, Syngnathiformes, Syngnathidae. The record is from RefSeq and is a predicted model, not a curated record.
GUUAAUGAUUGCAGCAGCCUCGCGGUGAGAGUAUAAAAGACAAGCCAUAGUCUGCUCCUUCGCCUUCACCUGCCUGAUACCAUGUCCUUCUCUGGAAAGUUCCAGCUGGAGUCCCAGGAGAACUUUGAGCCUUUUAUGAAGGCCAUUGGUCUCCCUGAUGAACUCAUCCAGAAAGGCAAAGACAUCAAGAGCGUCUCCGAGAUUGAGGAGAAUGGUGACAACUUUAAAGUGACGGUCACUACUGGGUCAAAGGUCCUCGUCAACUCUUUCACCAUCGGGCAGGAGGCAGAGUUGGAGACCAUCACUGGAGAGAAGGUCAAGGCGGUGGUUCGACGUGAAGGCAAGACAUUGAAAGUUUCCUUGAAGGGAAUCGAGUCGGUCACGGAAUUGGUUGAUGGGAACACGAUUGUCAAUACCAUGACACUCGGUGGAAUUGUGUACAAGAGGACAAGCAAACGCAUGUAGAAGUCUGCACUUGGCAUAAUAAAAGUUUGAAAA